Messenger RNA from Erythranthe guttata (spotted monkey flower), 746 nucleotides. The record is from RefSeq and is a predicted model, not a curated record. Lineage: Eukaryota; Viridiplantae; Streptophyta; Magnoliopsida; Lamiales; Phrymaceae.
CACACAUCCUCCAAUAUAUAUACACACACAUAUAUUUUAUAUUUACACACAGAGAGAGGCGAGAGAGAGAGAGAGAGAGAGAGAGAGAGAGAGUGAAGAGAGAGAGAUGACGACCGGAAUAAUGGAGGUGACGGUGGUCGGAGCUCGUGGUCUAAAAAACGCUGAAUUCUUCGGGAAGGUAGAUCCAUACGUAGUGAUUCAAUACAAAAACGAAGAGCAGAAGAGCACAACCGGUCAUCGUAAAACUUCGAAUAAACCCCGUGUGCAUUGGUGCCUCUGUCUUCGCGGGCAAGGGCAAGGUAUAAGUCCGGAGUGGAACGAGAAGUUUAAAUUCGAAGUCGAUUAUCCAUCAAAGGAGGAUGAACAACACAAGCUCUCUAUCAAAAUCAUGGACCACGACACCUUCACCGGCGAUGACUAUCUCGGCCAAGCCACCAUAUAUUUGAAGGAACUGUUCGAACAAGGGCUGGAGAAAGGCAAUGCUGAACUUCGUGCACAAAAGUAUAGGGUUGUCUCGUCCGAUAAAACAUACCACGGCGAAAUUAAAGUUGGAAUCACCUUUACUACAAACAGGAAGACUGGUUAGCAAGAACAUGGUGGAUGAAGUAUAGACAAAGCUAGUAGCUUACAGCUUAAUUACUCUAUUUUUAUAUCUAUGUAGUUAGUGGAAGUUGUUUAAAUUCUUGUUAUCUUGAAUUACGAUAUGAGCUGCAAACAUUCUAAUUUAUUCAUUUUAAAUUAUUAUC